UCUCUCUCUCUCUCUCUAACCUGUCUGUCUCCCAGCCCAGUGCUGCCUGGCGGCCUUCAUCCUUCUGGCUCUCUCCGAUUGGUGGAUGGCGGCCGUGCUGUAUGCUGGUUGGCUGUGGCUGGACGGGGACACGCCCAACUCCGGGGGUCGGAGGUCCCAGUGGGUCCGGAGCUGGACCAUCUGGAGCCACUACAGGGACUACUUCCCCAUAACACUCGUUAAAACCGUCGAUCUGGAUCCCAACAAGAACUACAUCUUUGGAUUUCAUCCCCACGGCGUGCUGGUUGCCGGGGCGUUUGGGAACUUCUGUACGGAGGCGACCGGUUUCUCUCGUCUGUUUCCUGGACUCCGGUCUCACCUGCUGAUGCUGCCCUUCUGGUUCAGGGUCCCUCUGUUCAGAGACUACAUCAUGUUAGGAGGCGUGGUGUCCAGCUGUAAGUCUUCCCUGUCUCUCUCUGACCUGUCUGAACUGUCUGUCUCUCAGGCCUGGUGUCCAGCUGUUGAAGAUGGUUUGGUCCAGACUGAAGGCAGCUGGAGGGAGGUCAGGGGUCAGACUGGGAUGGUAUGGUCCGGCGGGGGGGGAGCUGGGCUGAGAGUGAGACAGCCUGAGGAUAGACUGGCAGAGAGACAGACAGUUUUUGUUGUUGUUGUGUCUUCUCAGAACCGGCUGCAAAGCAUUAUGGGAGUAGCGAUGCCUUUGUUUCACGCCAGAGGAGUUUUCCAGUACAGCUUUGGUCUGAUGCCCUAUAGGAAGCCCAUCCACACCAUCGUUGGGUCUCCGGUCCCGGUGGUCCAGACUCCGUCUCCUAGCAACGAGGACAUUGAGCGUCUCCAUGAAGUUUAUCUGCAGAGUCUGACUGAACUGUUCGAGACGCACAAACACCGCUACGGCUUGCAAGAGCACCAGCACCUCAGCUUCACAUGAUGCUGACAGUGCUAGCAGGAUGCUAAUGGGAGGCUAGCAGGGAUGCUGAGAGUUUGUUCUGUUGAUUCAUCUGAUCGUUUCAUUCAGGAAAUACAUAAAUAAUAAAACAACUUUAUUUAACAUAAACGUCCCAGUCAGCU
This is a messenger RNA of Etheostoma cragini (Arkansas darter), 1065 nucleotides long. Its product is annotated as 2-acylglycerol O-acyltransferase 1-like. Gene Ontology annotation, biological process: triglyceride biosynthetic process. The coding region runs from base 86 to 925 and encodes 279 amino acids. The record is from RefSeq and is a predicted model, not a curated record. NCBI's taxonomy places the organism in Eukaryota, Metazoa, Chordata, Actinopteri, Perciformes, Percidae. Gene Ontology annotation, molecular function: diacylglycerol O-acyltransferase activity. The transcript is spliced from 7 exons. Gene Ontology annotation, cellular component: endoplasmic reticulum membrane.